Pyrenophora tritici-repentis Pt-1C-BFP is the source of this 1128-nucleotide messenger RNA. RefSeq names its product Obg, GTPase. Gene Ontology annotation, cellular component: mitochondrion. Gene Ontology annotation, molecular function: GTP binding; GTPase activity. The record is from RefSeq and is a predicted model, not a curated record. NCBI's taxonomy places the organism in Eukaryota, Fungi, Ascomycota, Dothideomycetes, Pleosporales, Pleosporaceae.
AUGGAGAAGGAACAUUGGAAGAUGGAGCAAGAGGUAGGAGAAGAGGAAUUGGAGGAGGGGACACCCAGCUAUAGGAAAGACCGAUGGCUGGUCUACCCUGGAACUAUACCUUCGGAGUUAAGCAGGAUGAAAUUCCCCAAGCUCCCUCCACCACGGAGAUCGCAUCUCGCAGCCCUCGAACCCGAAGCGCCCAUGUGGCUAGACUUGGACAAACACAUGGAGACGCCCAUGCUGAUAGCGGCAGGAGCCAUGGGCGGCUUGGGCAACCCACACUUUAUGACACCAUACAACUCAAGGCCCAAGAUAGCUACGAGGGGAGAUGAAGGCUUGAAGAUAUCCUUGCAGCUGGAAUUGAAGAUUCUGGCAGAUCUGGGUCUUGUUGGUCUCCCCAAUGCUGGAAAGAGCACGCUUCUUCGCGCGUUGAGCAAUAGCCGGGCACGAGUGGGUAACUGGGCCUUUACGACGCUGCAGCCGAACGUUGGCACUGUUGUCCUGGAUAACCACAAGGGUCGACCACUCGUCACGUCACGUAGACCGAAUGGGGAGCUGCGAGAGAACUUUACCGUUGCCGAUGUGCCAGGGCUGAUUGAAGAUGCGCAUCUGGACAAGGGACUCGGGCUGGGCUUCUUGCGACACAUUGAGCGCGCUGCAGUACUCGCCUUCGUCAUUGACUUGUCUGCUGGCGAUGCUGUAGCUGCGCUUAAACUUCUUUGGCGCGAAGUAUCCGAAUACGAGACGUUGCGCGGAAAAGAGCUCAACGCGGAGACGGAGCGCAGAAUGGUGACUUACAGGCCUCCUGGCCGCAGCCCACCACCCAGUGACCCGUCUGAUGUCCUCGACUCGCCGCAUCUGGACCCAUCCCCUAAACCUCUCCCUUUUCUUACCACAACACCAAUCUCUUCAAAGCCAUGGUUUGUGGUUGCGACAAAGGCAGACUUGCCGGACACGCAGGCCAACUUUGAAGCUCUUCUUCAGUAUCUGGGUGAAGUGAGCAAGGGCACGCAGGCGCAUCCAAGUAACCGUAAGCAUGCAUGGAAGCAGAAUGUGCAAGCUGUGCCGAUUAGUGCGAUACAAGGAGAAGGUGUGCAAGUCAUUCCACAGUUGGUGAUGGACUUGUUGGACGAGUAG